CCGCCCCUUGCCUCAGUCAUUCGUUGGAGCGCGUCCUGGCAGCAACGCGAGCGAGGCGCUGCUCCUCUUUCAGAAGCUCUGUUGUGUGUGCGUCGCAGAGGUGAUGAUGUAGAUUGUUUCUAGUACCUACAAGCUACUUCAAUUCGAGUCGAGAGGUAAUGCUACAAGACUGGAAAAAGUCAAAAUGGUAAAUACAAGGAGUUUGUCCAAAAUGAGUGUUGCAGUCUAUCUAGUGAUGGCCGGUGCCAUCUCCGCGAACUGGGUGCCAUACACGCUAGGUGGCAAUACCGUCAUGGUGGACAGCAGUGCCCUGGGACACAGCAGACCUCUUCUGAUAUACCUUCAGGAGGGUAUGCCUUAUCGUAGAAAUUCUGAUGAAGUCACAGACAACACAGAGGCCGUGGACACAGAAGGGAGCGAACCAGAUGCGGGCGCGGAAACCAAGACCGAGGCUCCUUCCGAGGCGCCGCACGAAGGCGCUGAGCCAGACACUCAGACAUCAAAUAUUUUCACCAAUCAAUAUGGAUUCACCAAAGAUGAAAACGGCAAUCUGAACAUCGACGUGUAUCCCACAUCUCAGACCUGGGACUGGGAAAACCAAGAUGUUCUUCCCAGCACCCACGAGUCCCUGUACUACUCCGUCCAGACCCCAGACGCCACCCACGUCUCGCAAAAGAUCCAUAACAUCGUGACGACCCUGAACCAGAAUAACGCCGGCGUGAAGUUGAACGACCGAGCGCCCGUCGAUGCCUUCCCCAUCAUGCCCGCCCGCCCAGGAGAUGUCCCUCCCGUCCUGAGCGAAAGCGGGUUUGCCGGCGUGUCUGUGAUGCACAAAGUCCCACAGGACACUGAACCCUACGAUGAGUCCACGACAAAUACUGGGAAUUUCAAUCUGUACGUAGAUAAUGAUCCCAUUGAGUCAGCGACCCCAGAAGGAGGCGUUUAUCAAUACGAAGAUCAAAUCAUUUUCGAACCACCGGCCUUCCCGCCCCUCAAUUCGUGGGUCAAUGUCGAUCACAGAAUCAAGCAAAAGGACCCCUCCGUGCAUGCAGCGACGGGUUUGCAACUAGGAAGUCCGCACGCGGCGCCUCUCGCACCCAGUGACCUACAUCGCCCCGGCCAUGACUCAUCGAGCGCUCCAGAACAAAUCGCUGAACAAGAUAGCGAUUCGCUCGUCGCGGCCUCUGCUGCCAACGAGAAGCAGGCAGCGAAUGCCAAAGACGAGUCUUCAGUUACUAGUACGACACAAGUUUCUGAUGUUAGUACGGAUGUAACCCAACUCCCCGAAGUCACACAAGAUGCACCUACAAUUGUCAGUGCUACUCACAUCACUGAUGUCAGAGAGGGUGCUUCUCCAACCAGUGACGUCCCGAGUGUCUCUCAGGACAAUGAUUUUAUCACUGAAGCGGCAAUUGAGUCCACCAGUGAAGCUGUUCAGAGUGAAGGUUCAGUGAGUGAAAUUUCCAGCCAACAAACGGAAAAUGACGCUCUGAUAGAAGCCAGUGUAGCAAAUCCAACGCAAAGUUCAGCCCAGGGCGAAGAAGAAGCCACAGAAAAUCCAGAAAGCAAAAACGAUGACCUCGGUGGUGAAGUCUCCACGAUCCCCGAUGUCCUAGAAACGACAGAGCCAUCUUCGGAAGUGAAUACGACAUCCCCUGUAGAUGAGUUCCUGCUUCAGAAGGAGGAAGAAUUCAGGCUCAAGGAAGAACAGGAGAAGAAGGCGAUGCUAGCCGAGCAGCAGGCUCAGCUUGCUCUUGAACUAGCAAUGGCAGAUCUCUUCACAGAUUUCACCAAAGAUGAAAAGACUAAUCAGUCCGAGAGCGACACCGAUGGAGCUGCAGAAAAUCCCUUAUCCAUUACUACUAUUGAGCGAGAUUCCUCGGACCCGCUAGACCAGUCCGAUCAAAGAGCCGAUUCUCAGACUCAGGAAGCACAGACAGAUAUCCCUGAUAUCGACCAGACAACAACAGACGCUCAAAUCAUCCAGAUAACAAGAGUAGAUGAACAGUCAACCAACGACCAGGAUACCAACGUAGAUGACCGCGUUGAUAGCAUUGUCCAUCAACCCACUUUGGAAGGAGAGGCAGGCAUGAGUCAGGACGCGCCAGAAGAGGAGCAGUUUGGCACCACGCAAGAAGCUCUGGUGGAGGCGCUGUCGGAUGACCUUCAGGAAAAGCAGGCGGACGACCUGCCUGUUACCACUCAAAAAACUAUAGUUAGAGAGUCAGGAGAUAUUCAGAAAACGCAAUUAGAGGAUCAGGUCGUCACCACUCAGGCGCCAGAAGCAGAGAGGCAACCAGACGACAUUCAGGAAGCACAAUUGGAUGCCAGUCAAGUUACCCUGUUUGACGGACGGCCAGACACCAGCCAGCAGACCCACGUGGAAGGCCAGCUCAGCGCUUAUCCCGCGACCGUGGAAAAUGAAAAACCGGGCAGCAGCGAAGGGACGCUAGAAAUCAGGCCCCUGCCAAGCCCGGCCGCCAAGCCCUUGCCCACCUUGCCCAUUCUCUACAUGGGCAAUCCGUCCCUCCUGAGCGACUUCCCGCCGACGCGCGAUGAGCCGGCGUCCUCACAGACCGACCUCCACUACUCCCCGGCCGCCGGCGUCGACCUCCGCCCCGUCGCCACAGACCAGGAGGACGGCGUGUACAACCAGAGGCACAACCCGCCCGGGCCCGAGUCCAGCCUCAUCAGCUGGUACGACCGCGACCCCAUAACCAUCUUCGACCCCCACCACCACUCGUCGAAGGUCACGGGGGCCCCCGAGAAGUCGGGGACGCCCAAUCCGCAGGACAACGACAUCCAGACUGGGGGAGGAGGCAUCCCGGGCCACCAGCCGCCCAGGCUCACCACCAACGACGAUGACGUCUUCCCUCUCGACGAUGAGGCAAAUACCACGGUGUCUCUUGUGAAGAAUGGAGCAGUUUUCCACGCCGCUAAUCCCAGUCUCAUUGAGAAGAGAACAUGCAGAUGUGGUCUGCGGUUCAACACAAAGAUCGUCGGCGGAGAUCCAACAGACAUCGCCCAGUACCCGUGGCAGAUUGGCUUGGCUCAGAAAUACGACAGUUUUGUUUUCUGCGGCGGAUCCAUCAUCAACGAUCGAUACGUUCUCACUGCCGCCCACUGUGUCGAUGGGAACUUUCCCGAAAACCUUGUAGUUCGCGUCGGUGAAACGACAAGAUCGGGUCCUGCAGUAACCAUAGAUGUUGAGGAAAUCAUAGUCCAUGAAAAAUAUACCUACGAGUCGAUCAUCUCCUACGACAUUGCUUUACUGAAAUUAGCUUGGCCUGUUGAGUUCUCCGAGUCGGUUUUGCCUGUCUGUCUUCCGAAUAAUAAGAAGAAAUUCAGCAAUAAGAAAGCGGUCGUUACCGGGUGGGGAAAAAAUAACUCCGCCGGCGAGAUACAGGACAGGCUACAGGAAGUUACAGUCAAGGUCUACUCAACGAAGAAGUGUAAAAAGAAGUCAGAAUAUCAGAAGAAAGAAGUUCAUAAGGAUAUUGUCUGUGCAGCGUCUAAAAAUAAAGAUGCUUGCCAGGGCGACAGCGGCGGGCCUCUGGUAGUUCUCGAGAGAAGUGGAUCAGGGAAAAUUCCCAAGAGGGUGUUCAGUGCCGAUCGCCUCCAAUUAAGACUGGAAGCUUGCCGUUGCACUCUUCGCUACAGUUUUGCACAAAAGGCUCUCAAAAGGCCUUCAAACGAUGUCAUGACUGCGGAAACUUAUAAAAAAGAAAGCUUCAGUGAGCUUCUGAAUGCCUCUCUGAAAGGUAUUUUCAGUUAG
This is a messenger RNA of Penaeus monodon (black tiger shrimp), 3775 nucleotides long. RefSeq names its product mucin-17-like. Gene Ontology annotation, molecular function: serine-type endopeptidase activity. Lineage: Eukaryota; Metazoa; Arthropoda; Malacostraca; Decapoda; Penaeidae. The record is from RefSeq and is a predicted model, not a curated record. Gene Ontology annotation, biological process: proteolysis.